AUGUUAUCAUAUGGCUUGCGAGAACCUAAUAGGUGUGUUGAAGAUGAUGUGAAAUCUGAAAUCUCCAUAGAAGAUCGUCUUAUGGGAUUGCGGUCGAUGUUCCAUGGACCGGUCUUGUUUCCCAACCAGCUUAUGAGCUCAGGUAAAGAAUAUCUGGCAUGCUCUCACUAUCUGAGACGUUGCAGUGCAAUUAAUAGUUCGCCAUUCGAUCCCACCACGAUCUCUGUCUCCUCAUACACGACCUUGCCACACGAUUCGCCACCAGUGGCGUCGUCACCGACGCUAAGCUGUGCUGUGUGUGGUGACGUAAGCAGCGGAAAGCACUACGGAAUUCUCGCAUGUAACGGCUGUUCGGGUUUUUUUAAACGAUCUGUUCGUCGCCGACUUAUAUACCGAUGUCAAGCUGGCACUGGAAGCUGCAUUGUGGACAAAGCCCACAGGAAUCAAUGUCAGGCGUGUCGACUGAAAAAGUGUCUCAGCAAAGGAAUGAAUAAGGACGCAGUACAAAAUGAACGACAACCACGUAACACCGCCACUAUUCGUCCAUCAAUCGACAUGGAUCCUCAGAAUUUCUUAAGAGAAUACGCCGGAGCAGUAUCAGCCGUUUUAUCACAACCAGAACUACCACCUCGAGAAGAGUCCCCAAUGAGUGCAAUUAGUGAUGUGAGAGCUGAGGAUGAAAGGAAGGAAGCGUUUCCUGACACACCUGGUAAAAUCCUCGAGCUCUCACUUCUCUGGACUCAAGCCGUUCCAUCAUUUCGUUCUCUAAGCGACUCAGAGAAGGUAAUUGUUUCUAAAUGCUUCUAA
This is a messenger RNA of Angiostrongylus costaricensis, 807 nucleotides long. The record is from the annotation of a GenBank genome assembly. Lineage: Eukaryota; Metazoa; Nematoda; Chromadorea; Rhabditida; Metastrongylidae.